Caenorhabditis bovis is the source of this 456-nucleotide messenger RNA. NCBI's taxonomy places the organism in Eukaryota, Metazoa, Nematoda, Chromadorea, Rhabditida, Rhabditidae. The record is from the annotation of a GenBank genome assembly.
AUGAUUUCAUCUGUUUUCCGGACUUUUUAUUGCAUUUCAAAAAUGCCAAUUCAAAACGAUAUUGUCGGAAAGUGGAAUUUUGUUUCGUCGGAAAAUUUUGACGAAUAUCUGAAAGAAGUUGGUGUAGGAUGGGCUGUGCGUGUCGUUGCCACGAAGACGAAACCAACACUCGAGUUUCAUGUCGAUGGUGAUGAGUGGACCAUGAACUCGCAGUCUACGUUCAAGAAUUUCACCACGAAAUGGAAGAUUGGAAAUCAAUACGAUGACAAGACUGCUGACGGACGUGAUGUUUCGAACCUUUUCACAAUCGAAAACGAUCGUCUUGUGCAAGUCGAGACCGGAAAGAAUGGUGGAAAGGAUUCUCGCAUUGAACGAUAUAUUGAAGAUGGAAAAUUGGUUAUUGUUUGCACUUGCAACAACGUCAAAUGUACUCGCGUUUAUGCAAAAGCUGCGUAA